CGCUGCCGCCGCAGUCUGCGCAGCUCCUGUCCCUCCGCCGGCCAUCCCGCGGGUGAAGGCCAUGGACGUCAACCAGCCCAAGCAGGAGCACUUGCUGGCUCUGAAAGUGAUGAGGCUAACCAAACCUACCUUGUUCACUAAUAUUCCAGUGACUUGUGAAGAAAGAGAUUUGCCAGGUAAUCUAUUUAACCAGCUCAUGAAAGAUGAUCCUUCUACUGUAAAGGGGGCUGAGACUUUGAUGUUAGGAGAAAUGCUGACUUUGCCUCAAAAUUUUGGAAAUAUAUUUCUGGGAGAGACAUUUUCCAGUUAUAUUAGUGUGCACAAUGAUAGCAAUCAAGUUGUCAAGGACAUACUGGUGAAGGCUGAUCUUCAGACAAGUUCUCAGCGUUUGAACCUUUCAGCUUCUAGUGCUGCAGUGGCAGAACUUAAACCUGACUGUUGCAUCGAUGACGUGAUCCAUCAUGAAGUAAAGGAGAUAGGAACACACAUCUUAGUUUGUGCAGUAAGUUAUACUACACAGACUGGAGAGAAGAUGUACUUCAGAAAGUUCUUCAAAUUUCAGGUUCUUAAACCACUAGAUGUGAAAACCAAAUUCUACAAUGCAGAGAGUGACCUCAGUUCUGUGACAGAUGAAGUGUUUCUGGAAGCUCAAAUUCAGAAUAUCACUACCUCUCCAAUGUUUAUGGAGAAGGUUUCUUUAGAGCCGUCUAUGAUGUACAAUGUUGCAGAACUGAACACAGUUGACACAGCAGGGGAAAGUGAGUCUACUUUUGGCACAAGGACUUACUUACAACCUAUGGAUACACGUCAAUACUUAUACUGUCUAAAACCAAAGCAAGAAUUUGCAGAGAAAGCUGGAGUAAUAAAAGGUGUAACAGUGAUUGGUAAAUUAGACAUUGUAUGGAAAACUAAUCUGGGUGAACGCGGAAGGCUGCAAACUAGUCAGCUCCAAAGAAUGGCUCCUGGUUACGGUGAUGUAAGGCUUUCAUUGGAGACAAUACCAGAUACUGUAAAUUUGGAAGAACCUUUUGACAUUACAUGUAAAAUAACAAAUUGCAGCAGUGAAAGGACUAUGGAUCUGGUUUUAGAAAUGUGCAAUACUAAUUCCAUCCACUGGUGUGGAGUUUCAGGAAGGCAACUUGGAAAACUGUACCCAAGUUCAUCCCUCCAUCUUGCACUGACGUUGUUGUCUUCAGUGCAGGGAUUGCAGAGUGUCUCUGGCCUAAGACUUACAGACACAUUUUUGAAGAGAACAUACGAGUAUGAUGAUAUUGCACAAGUCUGUGUAGUUUCUUCAGAAAUCAAGCAAAGCUGAAGAAAAAAAUUCUGUAGUUUUACUGUUUUUUUAACCAAUUUCUUCAUGUUUUUGCAGUCAGUUGUUCUAAAAUGAGUAUAAACAAACACAUAUAGCUGUAAAUGUGAUAAUGAUUAUUUAAUUUCUCUGAGCAUUUCUUGAAUGUUUUCAAAUAUUUUAAAACAUGCAUAUGCAUUUUAUCUACUGAAAAUAAAACCUUUGAGAAAUGUGUUGUUCUAGAAAAUUAUAUUGCAUUUACAUCAUCUCAGGACAGGGGGAUGAGAUUGGUAAGAAAUACUAGCAUUUUGUAUUUACUUUUUCUUAUUUUAAUUUUUUUAAGUGUUUAAACGCUUUUAAAAUCAUGGCUCUGACAAGACUACUUCAAUUCAAAAGAACUGACCUUUUACAGACAAGUUGCUUGAAUCCAAAUCCAAAAAAAAGUAAUAUGGGGUACCUGGUAUGGCAGUGUGUUUGCAUGGUACAUGUAUAGCCAUAGGAAAUAAAACCUGAUAACAGUACGAGAUGAGAGAGUGCACCUGGCACUGUUAGAGGCACGUGGAGCUAGGAAUUAGAGUAUAAGCCAAAGACUGUGUUGGUUGUGGCUCAGUCUUUGAAAAGGAAGCAAUACAGCAAAUCUGUCCCAGUUGUCUGCUGUCAUGAGCAGAGUUAUGCAUUUCUGCAAUACAGGACAUGCUGUUAACAGGCAUGUUAUUUUUCAGUUAGUAGGGAAAUGAAAACUAAAAUAGUAGAACUCGAGUAGUUUUUUAUUGUUAAAAAAAGGUGGUGCCAAUUAUUCUUUGCAUCCCAAAGGCAAUUAAAUAGAUUUUUAAGACUAAAAAAAAAAAAAACCGGAAAAAAAAAUCCUGCAUUGCUGCCUUAGAUUAAGUUCUCUAAAGCAUAUAUACAGGAAGAAGUUUAGGACUUGGUCAAGCACUACAAUGUGCUUUUCCCUAGCUUUGUUUUGACAAAAACUGGAAAUAUUUUUGGCUGAAAUAUCUAUGGUUACCCAGAGGUAGCCAUUUAAUAGAUAAAAUGGCAACUGUCUUUCCUAGUUUAAUACUAGGUAAACUGGUGUUAAAGACACUAAUCAGCAGCUUGUAUUUCUCAGCUACCGUGUUGGCACGUAGCAACUUCAUAGUUAGAUUUGACUGUAUUUUACUUAAGGCUUCCCAUGUAUAAAAUCUUAAGAGUAGUAUUCAGUGUUAAAAUACUGGAUAAACUGAGGACCAGCUUUGUAUAUUGAGGGACUAAGUCCAUACAGGAAACAAUAAAUUAGAAAUGUAUCCUUCCUAUGUGAUAAAAUCCAACCAACAUGAGCAGGUAUUUAAAGAAUCCAAUUUACCUGUUACUUGAGAUACAUAAAAAAGUAAACCAGAAAACCACAACUAUACAGACAAAAAAAGUAUAUAACUUUAUUUAUAAUAUAUCUUGAGUUAAACUACACAAAUUGAAGGAGAUGUAACCACAUGGCAGUAAGAGGUAGGAGAGAUACAGAAAUAGCAGACAAGUUGCAUUAUGCCAAUUUGACUUUCUGUUGCCAUAAAACAAUCUACUCAAAAUUACAGAGCUAGUUCUAUCUCAGUAUGCAUGAGUGAUUUUACUUUGCACUUGCUACAAAACCAAGAGCGCAACUGAAACAAUUUCUAAGCUGAAUAUUUCAUUAAGUGUCUUUAUGAUCAUAGUUAGAAGAAUAUACUCCCAUGCAAGCAGGUUACAGGAGUUCACAAUUGAUUGCAAAAUACUUUAUUCUCUAACAAAUUAUCGUACUUAUACACUGAUGGAACAGUAAUGAUACAAAACCUAUUAGGUGUAAAUGUAGAUUUUCUCAGUUGAAUGAUAAACUGCAAUUGAUCUUAAAUUAAAGCAAUAUUUACAGGGAUUGUGGUUUACCACUUUAUCUAGCAGGAUGAAAAAUUUUAGCGCAAGAUACAGUGCAGUUACUGCACAGGAAAAGCAUCCUUCCACACCCUGUGAUUAAGACAUGUUGCAUGACUGAAACAAUCUAGGCAAUUCAAAGAAAAGCAGACUUUAGCAUAAAUGAUCUCUCUGUUCAUGGUUUCAGUGGAAAAGCAUGUAAUAACAGCUCCUGUUACUGGUUUCACUGUUUUUUGUUUAGGCUAUAAAGCCCUUUCUGUUAAUACAUAAGAAACAGAGAAUGUUUACUAGUAUUGUGCCAGUCCGUUGUAGCACAUUCCUGAAGGUUUAGCUAAUGCUAUUAACAUUUUAAUAUAUACUCUGUAUUAUCUGAAGUAAAACCUAAACACAACAAUAUUGUAGCAUGUGAAAUUAAAAUUACAACUCCAUGAUGACUUCAAGAGUAGUUUUCAGGUAACUAACCAGUGCUUCAUUCCAUUUAAUGUUGUGGAUUGUUCUCCCAUAAAUUCAUUAAGUUAUGGAGCUUUUACUUGAACAGUACAAGUACACAACUUCUUCUGCCCUCUUUGGAUCUUAACAUACUGUGUAGUUCUUAAGGAACUCUCAUGAAAUUCUUGACACUCUGUCUCAAAGCAGAAAAGUAACUGCAUGAGGAUUGCUGUUGCAAAGUGAGAAUAAUUUGAGUUUGUAUAGAGAUAUUGGCAGAGCUGCCCACUCCACCACAGAGUUUUUGGUUCCCCCUAUCAAAGUUAGUGAAACACACUUUGGGCAGUUGAAGAUAUGAAGGAGAAUGAAAAGGAAAUGUGAAGUUUAACAUACUAGGUACAAUGCUUCUCUCCUGACACAACAAACUGUUCCAAGUAACACCUGUACACUUUUUGUAGCCCACCCCGAGCCUCCAUAAAUCUUAAUUCUAAAUGGUAUUCCUGUCCUACUUAGUGUAAUUGAACUUAAGUAAGUUUCCUUGAAUAAGUAAGAUUCAGGAUCUGAGCUACCUCUGACAAAAGAUCCCUUUAGGGUUUCUCUUUCUCAUCAUCAGAUGUUGAGUCAGAAGCUGUUAUUUAAAAAGGUAUUUAAUGUAAAGCUUAAGUAUCUCUACAACCUGAAGAAAGCAGCUACACCAACUUAGAGAAAGAAUUUUCGAAAGCAUUUUAAUGCUGUACAUAGGCAAGCUAUUCAAUCAAGUGUGAAAUGUCUUUAAAUUGUUCAUGUAUUAAGUUUUACCUGUUUAUUCAAUAGAUGGUAAUAUGGAUUUCCUAGAUUUAUGUUUUCUCCAAUUCCUUUCAUUUCUCAUUGGAUCAGCAUUUUUCUGUCUGUUUAUUAGGGUAAAAUUCAUACCGUAGAUGUACAACAAUAAUUUGUUAGAAUUGAGUAUAUUACUUAGCCCCAAAUUUUGCAUUUGCUUCUGCUGGAGAAGCUCUUUCAUGAGCACAAGCUCAAUUGGAUAUAAAGUCUAAGGUUCAGGAGUUUCUGAGGAUUUCUCCAUUUGGGAGUCUAUUGUUACUCCUCCACAUACCUCCUCCAGACUGACUGGCCACCAGAGAUCACUCUGUCUAAGAAUUCAAAGCAAGCUCCUAAAAUUAAUUAAGAUAUAGGAAGGGGAAAGUGUGUUGAGAACAUCCCUGGGCUAAGAACAAGUGUACUUUGUAUCAGAAAGCAGUGUGAACAGUAAACAGAGUAAAAAAAGUUAACAUACUUGACAUACAGAAGAGCAGCAGUCUUGCCAGAGUAAUAUUAACUGAGCAAGAAACAAAUACUAUAGAGUCGAAAAAUCUUUUACUUGACUAUAUAACCAUCAUUUUAGGUAGAUAUGUAUAAUAAAAAAAAUCCCCAAUUGUUUAAGCCAGUGAUUUAUCACACAAUAGAAAAAGAAUCCUUCUAAGGCAGUUCUUUAAAAUUUUCAGUACUAGUUAUUUGUACAGUCACAGGCUCAGUUUUAGCUUAUUACAGUUAAGAAUUUUAAGUUUUUAUUAAAUACUGCAUAUGUACGGAAUGUAAUACAGCUUGCCAUGCCUAGGAACAUAGUGCCGUAAUUCUGACCUCCAGGGCUACCAUAAUGACGUGAGGGUAUACAUGGCAGUAGAAAACCCUACAACUUCUCUUUCCUUUCCCAAGCCAAGUUCCAUUUUGAUUUCUGUGAAUUAUCCUACACAGAAUUAUUGUCUUCUCUUUCUCUACAAUGUGUGGUACUCCUUCAUAUGCAGUCAUCUCCCUCUCUUCUACCCAAUGAAGUUGAAAAGUAUUUCCUGUUACUCAUGAAAGAUCCUCCCAGGAUUAAGGAAACAGACUUCUCAAGCAUGAGUCUCUAUUCCAACACUACUUAAUGCUCAUUAUAAAAGGGCACAUCAGAUGGACCUAUUGUUUCAAUAUUUCAGUAUUUCAAUACUAUUUAAAGGAGUACAACUGUCAUGAUUCUCACCAUAUGAGUAACACAUCUUUUACACUAUAAUUUUAGAAGUAGCUGUUAGGCGAGAUCAGCACACUACAAAACUCCUCCCCACUCAGUAGCCCUGGAGGUCAAUCUGAUGCACAUACUGAAAUGAUUUGGACUUGGGGAUUUUGAUAAACCACCUAUUCAGUGUGUUGAUUUUCAGAGGAGUAACUAUACAUAAACGCUAUGUUCCAAGUUAUGUGCAAGAGAUCUGUUUACCAGAUCUAUUCUUGUUUGCAAACACACACAAAGAAUUUUCUGUCUUCUAUUCAAGCAGAAGAGUUACAAUGGUGCUUUUGCUACUAACUAUGGUAUGCAUUUUGGGGUUAUACAUCAUUCCAAUUCAUAUGACUCGUUGAAGUCAGGAAUGUUCUUCAGUGCUGCCACUCAAAUAUCGGCUCCGGAUAUGAUUUCUCAGUUGCUCUAUGAGCUCAGGAUUCUGUUGCUGUAUCUGCUGUGCAAACUGCUGCCCCCUGUGUUGAACAGUUUUAAGUGAACUAAGCAAGUGAAAGCAGCACGUGUAAGAAAACAGGAUAUCCCAAUACAGCUGAAAGGUGCACGACAUUAAAAUUAAGAUUAAAGGUAUCUUGAUUUACAGUCUUAAGGUAUUUGCAGUAUUAUUAAUUUAUCUGGUUAAAGUGUCUCCAAACAGGAUUGUUGUCAUAAAUUUAUUUUCUUUCUUUAGUAGUAUUCUACUUGAUAACAUAGAGAAGUAAAGUACCACCUUUCAAAAUAUAUUACCUUUUAUGGUAAAAUAACACAUCUGCUCCAGUGAUUUAUUCCUUUCUAUUUGAGAGCAUCCACUCUGUUUAAAGUAACUACUCUUAGAUUGGAGUGCAACUUUAUGUUAAUGGUUCUAGAAAUCCAGUAUGCAGCUGCUGACUUUUACCGGUGAACAAGAUGUCAUUAAUUGAAAGCAAGCAUACUAUCAAGAUUUUGUAUCUUGCAUGACUGAAGUAAUAACAGAUCAAUCUAUUAACAGUUGUAGCUUAAGAGUUAAAUUAAUAGCAGAGACUAAUUCCAUGUGUAAGAGAAGCAUAACACUUGUUAUAUAAUAAAAUAAAAAACAGUAUUUCACUAAAA
Taeniopygia guttata (zebra finch) is the source of this 6683-nucleotide messenger RNA. RefSeq names its product trafficking protein particle complex subunit 13 (gene TRAPPC13). Gene Ontology annotation, cellular component: TRAPPIII protein complex. NCBI's taxonomy places the organism in Eukaryota, Metazoa, Chordata, Aves, Passeriformes, Estrildidae. The record is from RefSeq and is a predicted model, not a curated record.